GACUUUGUUGUUUUCUGGGGUAUGGGAUACAACAUAAAGGUUAUCGUUGUGGAGAUCCAAUAUCACAAAAACUCUGUAUCUCUCGUCAUGUUGUUUUUUGGGAACAUACAAUGUUUGCUUCUCUUUUUGAAUUCAAGGUGUCUCCUAUCUUUACUAAUCCAUCGCUUGAGUUAUUUCCUAGUGAUGCUGCAGGGUCUCCUAAUGAGCUUUCAAAUGAUCAAACAACCACUGCUCUUGUUUUAGAAGAUGUCUCUUCUACGGAUAUUGCACCUGGAACAAAUGAGAUUGAAAAUUCACCAGUUGCUUCCUCUUCCAAUCAUCCUACUCGGGCUUUGGAAAAGAUAGGUACUUGGGACUUGGUUGAUCUACUUACUGGUAAGACUCUUGUUGGAUGCAAGUGGGUAUACAAGAUCAAAACUCAUUAUGAUGGAUCUGUGGAGCGCUAUAAGGCACGCCUGGUGGCAAAGGGUUUUACACAAGAAUAUGGCAUUGACUAUGAAGAGACCUUUGCUCAUGUUGCUCGUCUUACCACAAUACGUAGUCUACUAGCUAUUGUUGCUGUACGUAAAUGGAAGUUGUUUCAGAUGGAUGUGAAGAAUGCCUUUUUUAAUGGUGAUUUGGAAAAGGAGGUUUAUAUGAAACCGCUUCCUAAAUUUACUCAUCCUCCGAAUAAUGUAUGUCGAUUGCGACGAGCCUUUUAUAUGGUUUAAAGCAGUCUCCUCGAGCUUGGUUUGCAAAAUUCAAUUCUACUUAAGUGAGUUUGGUUUCACAUUUAGUCCACAUGAUACUGCUUUAUUUGUUCAUAAAUCUGCUCAAGGAAUGGUUCUCUUACUCAUAUAUGUUGAUGAUAUGAUUAUCACUGGAGAUGAUGUUUUAAGGUUUGAUGAGCUUAAGCAGUUUCUUAGCCACCGAUUUUAGAUGAAAGACCUUGGCUCUUUGAGUUAUUUUUUAGGACUUGAAGUUACAUCCUCAGAUGAUGGCUAUCUUCUCUCCCAAUGAAAUAUGCAUCAGAUC
Molecule: messenger RNA, 1014 nt
Organism: Rubroshorea leprosula
Lineage: Eukaryota; Viridiplantae; Streptophyta; Magnoliopsida; Malvales; Dipterocarpaceae
Source: the annotation of a GenBank genome assembly